AUGGGGGUGGACGGGAAGAUGCCGUACGUCAUCGCGGUGAUCAUACAGGUCAUCUACACUGGCAUGUUCAUCGUCUCCAAGGCAGCCUUCAACCAGGGGAUGAACACCUACGUCUUCAUCUUCUACCGCCAGGCAGCCGCCUCUCUUCUCUUGUUGCCUCUAGCCAUUCUCCUCGAAAGGAAAAAUGCACGGUCGUUGUCGUUCUGGUUGCUCCUGAAGCUGUUCUUGUUUGCCUUGAUCGGGACUACAUUUAGCUUGAAUGUGUACAACGUGAGCCUCAAGUUCACGUCUGCAACCGUGGGAUCUGCAACCAGCAACUCCAUGCCUGUGGUGACCUUCUUCAUAGCGAUUCUACUGAGGAUGGAAGUGGUGAAGCCGAGGAGCCCUUCAGGCAUCGCCAAGCUCACCGGGGUUGCGUUCUGCCUCGCCGGGGUUGUCCUCAUCGCCUUCUACAUCGGGCCCUCCCUAAACCCAGUGAACCACCACCGCGCCUUGGCUGCCGCCCACGCAGACGGGGGAGAUGCGACGAGGGGGACGUGGAUCAAGGGCACGUUCCUGAUGCUCCUCGCCAAUGUGACGUGGUCCCUGUGGAUCGUCCUGCAGGCGGCGCUGCUGAAGGAGUACCCCAACAAGCUGCUCGUCACGGCCACGCAGUGCGUCUUCAGCGCCGUUCAGUGCUUCGUCGUCACCCUGGUCGCUGAGAGGGACUUCUCCAGGUGGCAGCUCCGGUUCGAUAUCACCUUGCUCGCCGUCCUAUACACAGGGUUUGUGGUGACGGGAGUAUCCUACUACCUACAAGCGUGGUGCGCGGACAUGAAGGGGCCCGUCUUCCUCGCCGUGUGGAACCCGCUCGGCUUUGUCUUCACCAUUUUCUGCUCGUCCUUCUUCUUAGGGGAGAUCGUUCACCUCGGCAGUAUCUUGGGUGGACUGCUUCUCGUUGGAGGCCUGUAUAGCGUGCUGUGGGGUAAAAGCAGGGAGCAUCGGAUCGCGCUGUGUGGUGAGAUGAAUGUGAUUGAUGGUGCUGAAGAAGAGAGAUCGGCAAAGGAGGAGAAGGAUGAGAGGAGCGACCAAGAGAAAGGGGUCAUGAAGCAGUACGAUAAGGUAGCAGCGAUAUUACCAGCUGAACAAGCCUGA
Lolium rigidum is the source of this 1134-nucleotide messenger RNA. Its product is annotated as WAT1-related protein At5g64700-like. The record is from RefSeq and is a predicted model, not a curated record. Lineage: Eukaryota; Viridiplantae; Streptophyta; Magnoliopsida; Poales; Poaceae. Gene Ontology annotation, molecular function: transmembrane transporter activity. Gene Ontology annotation, cellular component: plasma membrane. Bases 1 to 1134 code for a protein of 377 amino acids. The transcript has 6 exons.